Messenger RNA from Eufriesea mexicana, 6012 nucleotides. RefSeq names its product kinesin-like protein KIN-7I. Gene Ontology annotation, molecular function: ATP binding; microtubule motor activity; microtubule binding. NCBI's taxonomy places the organism in Eukaryota, Metazoa, Arthropoda, Insecta, Hymenoptera, Apidae. Bases 1 to 5886 code for a protein of 1961 amino acids. The transcript has 9 exons. The record is from RefSeq and is a predicted model, not a curated record. Gene Ontology annotation, biological process: microtubule-based movement.
AUGGCGAACAUCAAGGUGGCAGUUCGUGUAAGACCGAUUUCUGCGAGGGAACUGAAUUUAACGGGGUCAGAGGUAGUUGUCCACACGGAUACGAACGAGAUCUCUCUGACGAAUUUGAAGGUGUCUUCGAGCAAAGCCGGGGACAGUCGCGCGAGGACGAGAAAAUAUGGUUUCGAUUACUGUUUCGACUCGUCGGAUCCAGGGUCACCGAGUUUCGCGGACCAGGCCAGGAUUUACCACACACUUGGCCGAUCUGUCCUGGACGCUCUUUUCACUGGCUAUAACUCCUGUUUGGUGGCGUACGGGCAAACUGCGUCUGGGAAAACCUACACCAUGAUGGGAACCAAGGAGGACCCGGGACUCACUCCGCGCCUCUGCGAGGGCCUCUUCGCGAGGAUCGAGGAAGAAUCGAAGAACGAGAGCAACUAUGUCGUUUCUGUCAGUUACUUGGAGAUAUACAACGAGAGGGUGAGAGAUCUUUUGAAGCCGUCCUCGAGCACAGGCGGAUUGAGAGUUCGCGAGCAUCCUCGACUGGGCCCUUAUGUUCAAGGUCUGACCCAUCAUCUAGUCCGUACCCUGGAAUCGUUGAUGUCCUACGUGGAGGAGGGCACGAAGGCCCGGAAGACAGCGUCGACGUUGCAGAACUCGUGCAGCAGCCGCAGUCACGCUCUGUUGACGAUCGGCGUCGCGGAGGCGUCGCAGGGCGUCGGGAACGGCGUCUCCUCGAGGAGGAAGGAGAUCUUGCCACGCGGUGGCAGCAAAUUGCGACUGGUCGAUCUGGCGGGCAGCGAGAGCGCGGCCACGUGCAGCGGCGUUCAUCGACUGAAGGAGGGCGCGAAUAUAAACAAGAGUCUAGUGGCUCUAGGGAACGUAAUAUCAGCCCUUGCGGAGAGAGGUACGACCGGAAGUGGUCCGGGCAGGAGGUUCAUCCCUUAUAGAGAUUCUUCGCUUACUUGGCUGUUGAAGGACGCACUUGGCGGAAAUGCCACUACCAUUAUGCUCGCCACGAUCUCACCAGCGAGCGGAAGCUACAACGAGACGGCGCACACGCUGCGAUUCGCGCAAAGGGCACAGAGCGUGGUCAAUCGGCCGGUGGUCAACGAGGAUCCCGUGGCGAGGAUCAUCCGCGAGCUGAGGGCUGAGGUGGCCAGGCUCAGGUCUAUGCUACUGGAAAAGAACCCAGAACCGGAUAGCAAGUCGUUGUGCAGUUGCCAGAGGAAUCAAGCGGACGCUAAUAAAGAUCGAUCGUCGCAAGAAGAAGUCGCGACAGGCUCGAGCGAUCGAUUGGACGAGCAAAAAUCGAAGGAAGAGUCUCAAGAGCAGCGAGUGGAGUCGUUGGAAGAGAGAAAAGGACCGAAGAGCGUGGUUCCGCUUCGCAAAUCCAAUUCCAGCGACAGCGUGACCACGUACGAAGUCGAUUCUUCCGUAAAGAAGUUCGGGUCGCUGGAAUUUUUGGCCACGAGCAAUCGUUUCGCGGGAAGCUACAACAGGGCGAAAGUGACCGAGUUGAACGACGAGGAGGACGAAGUGAGCGAGAUCCACGAGUCCGUGUUCGUCGAUAUCCCGACGUUAGUCGCUGUCCUGAUCAAGCCGGACUAUAACCUGCAGGAGUCCUCCGCGCAGAUCGAGGAGAUCUGCUCGGACGAGGUGGUGGAGGAGUCGAUCGACGCGGAGUUCAUCGAGGCAAGUAACGAUCAGGAGACUUACGACGAGUCCGAGAAACCGGACAGCAUCGACCACGACGAACGGAGCAGCUCCGUGAACUCGUGUCACGCCUUUGGCGACAACGAAGCGGACGUUUAUCAGACCUUGGAAUGUCCACGAGCAAAAUCGUGCUUCAAACCUAGAGAGAAGCCUAAGUUUCGUAAGCAGGACUCGGUGGACGCGUUACCGACCUCGAUUCUCUCGAAUUUGCACACGUCGAAGAAGUUCGGUUCGGUGGAGACGAUCCAGAAGAAGAAAGACCCUGUUUUCUUUCUGCGAAGAUCGCACACGAGCUUGGAGAAGCAAUCCACGGUCCCUGACAGAACGACCAAGUUAAAUAACAUCAGGGAGAUCGAGGAUCAGAAGACCUCGACCAGAAGCAACUGGUCCAAGGAACAGUUCCAACGGAAGGGUAGCAACGAUUCGGAUAAGAGUUUCAGGGAAUCGAAUAAUCAAGUUGGGUCGAAGAUAAAGAGCUACCCUGGGAAGCAUAGCCUGGAGAACCUAAAACGGAAGACCAGCAAGGACAGCAGCUCCAGCAGUUCCAAGGACGAGCAGAUCCUGAUUUCCAGUUUGGCUAGAGACAAACUGUUUCGCAGGAAGAGUUCGCUGGAGCAGGAACCCCCUUCUAACAAGAACCACACGCCUAUUCAGAGAGCUAAACGCGCCGAGAUCGUGGCAGCAGUCACGGAAAGACUGUACUCGAGCAAGAAGAGCGCGGAAGACAUCAUGGGGCUGCGAUCUCCACCUGACACGGGUGACACGAAGUCUAUGGCGAAGAUGAAACUGCAGGAGAUCUCGAGGAAGAUGCUAGGCAAACGGAGACGCGUCUGCGUGGACACUCAGACCGACUGCUCGAGGACCGUUCGCAUGAAGGACACUGCGUCUCUGACGGAGACGCCACGGAUAGUCUGUCAGGACGUCGGAAUCCUCACAGACCAGCACGAGAUGUGCGAAUAUAUUGUAGAUCGAAAGACAUCGGUCCUGAGAGUGAAGGAGAUUGCUACAUCCACAGAGAGACCUAAGACGAAUGUCGUCAGAUGCAAGGAUGUGGGUACUCUAGCGAACGAUCUCGAAGAAUACGACUAUGAGAUCCAUUCUCCACGCAACGACUCUGGAAUCCUUUCCGAUGAUACCCAAAAUUACGCGGAGAGUAACCUGAGCAGCACCGAAGUCUCUGAUCUCUGUCAAGAGGCUGACAGGAGAGUGGCGUAUGCGGAAAGUUCGACGAACACGAGCAUGUUCUCUUCCUGUCGCAGUUUUGCGGUACAAACACCUCGGCCGGAGGUCUACGAUCGGUCAGUAUCGGAGAGCAAAGCUCCAGCUUGCGUCAGACAGUGUUGCAAUUCCAGUCAAGAGCUUCAGAAUCAUCCUCCGUCGAACAAUAUCGAAAAAAGCGUCAUCUCUAUAUCCCUGCCAGACACUAUCAGCAUCACCAUCGAAAGCACGAAUUCCUUGGAGUCCAGGAUCGUGGUGAUGGACAACGAUCCAUCGAGACGGGGUCCAAAACGCAUUACCAAGGAUGAGACAGCUCAGACCGAAGAAUGGGACGAUCUUCGUAACGAGAUCUUUUGUUCGAGAGAUCAGACCACAUCGACGCUCGGCCAAACCGACAGCAGGGUGUUCCGAAUCGAAAACAUCUUCCAGGACCCCAACAACGCGACCAAGAAUUUAAGAGUAGAUUCGAAUCGAACGGAGGGGACGAGGAUAAGGAAUUCCAUUACUUUCAGGAAUUCCCUAGGCACAUCCUACGUGUCCCAGCCGAAGAAGCACGACGUAGCUCCUGAAAGACCUGGCGCUGAAGGAUUUAUCAGGGACGGAUUAAUCACGGAAGCGUUCAUCAACCGGAAGAGCAGUUUUAAUUCCAGAAGAGCACCCAGUUCGGCCGUUUACCAGGAUCCUUGGAGGAACUGGCAAGUUCCUGUUUCCCUGGCGAACACAGUUCAUCCGAUAGAUUAUGCCAAGGGACUGGGCUUCAUACCUCCUUCCUGGCAACCGGAAAUAGGCGAACUUUCGAUGCCAGGACAAAGUUUCCCGCGGAGUAACUGUGUUAGGCCAAGUGGUUCUACAUUUGGACACUUCCAAGUAGACCCCGGCUUAACUAACGUUCCAGAAUCGUCAGAGAUGAAGUCUCCCUAUUCUACCAUUAGCAGCAACUUGGAUUACGAUCACGGUUUCUCGGAUGACAGCUUGGAUUAUAACGAAAACAGCAUGCCCAACGAGUCUGCGACGAUGGCGAUGAUCAAACAGGCGAUGAAGCAGCGCGAGAUUCUCUGUCCACCUGACGUAGUGGCUCAUACUAAAAGGGACCGUGCAAAAUCCUCCAUUAACCCGGAGAAAAGCGACUCUAUCAGUGACUUCGAAGACGUUCAGGUGGAAUUCCCAAGAAAGAGUCCCACGAAGUUGACAGACGCUGUCAAUGUACACGAUUACAAGUCACUGAUCUUGGGUAGACCUUUUUACAGUUUUGAGGAGACGAACGAUGAACUGGCCGCUUCUCUGAGCCGUUUGAACGAUCCUGGGAAGAAGAAGGUAUCCUUCUGCAAUUCCGACAUUCAUGAGAAGAAGCUGGAUGUCGGGUCUCCAGGAACACUCAAGUCUAUUAUCAAAAAUAUGCAGAAGAAGAACGUGUCCGAGUUCCUGAACUCGUCCAACGACGAGACUGACGACUCUCAGCAGGAGGAAAGGAUCUGUUUAACCUUGGAGAAGGAGUGGAAGGCAGAGAUGCAGUCUGCCAGCUCGGAAGAGGGCAAGGAGGACCAGGAUUCGGUGGAAUCAGAGGGAAACUGCAGACAGAGUCGCAAGAAGGUCAAGUUCUCCGUGGACGAAUUAUCGGAGAACACGUGUAGCGAGUCGGACAGCUGCGAGAUGGUGGACGAGGAGGACGAGGAAGAGGAGGACCUGCUCGACGGCAGGAACGUCCUCGAGGAGUAUCUGAGCGAGGCGGUGACCUUCAUGAGAAAUUUGAACUCUAUCAGCGAGUACGUGAACGGGACGAGCAUGCUCGAGAGAUACCCCGCAUCCCUGAGCCGUGGACGAGGCGGGAAACGUGGUGCUCGUCGUCGAAGCCGCUCCUCCUCCUCGAAUCGCGAUUACUCGGAACUCGUGGGUCGUAGGGUCAGCCUGAAGGAUGACGACGACUACCCGACGGAAGACGAUGAUAUCGCGGUGUCCACGGACUCUUACGACAGAUGUCUGAAAGGAAUCCAGAGGCUGGAGGACUGCAUUCGAAGGGUGGACAGGCACAACGAGCUGCUAAAGGAGAAAUAUGGCAUCGAUUGCGAAUCUGCUGGCGCUAGACCUGGUCUAGCGAGUCCCAGCAUAGAUACUCGCGCGCCGGUAACGAACCAGGACCUCAGGAUUCCUCGUGAGACGGAGACUCCCUCGGAAGACACUAGUCUGAAAGCGAAUGACGAUUUGGAGAAGAAAAUCUUCGAUCAGCUGAUGAGCGUCGCCAAUUCCAUCCGCUAUCGACACUCCAGUAAGCUCCAAGCUCGUUUGCUCGAUUCCUCUGAUUGCGGAUCUAGGAGUCCCAGUUAUGGCUCGAAAUUUCGCGAGAAAUAUCGUCACAAUGCCAAAGAACCGUUCUACAGGGACGUCAGAGGGAGUCUCAGCCUGGAAGAAGCUUCAGACGCAAACGAAGAGCACGAGGAUUUCACCACGUACGAGAUAACGGGAAACCUGUCUGUCGGGAGGUCUUGCUCACCUGAGAAGAGUCACAGCGAACUACUGUCUCCGUUGGAGGACGAGUUUUUGCCUGUUAGAAGGUUUAAUCGAUCCUCUUGGUCUGCUGACAUAAAUCGCGCGACUUGGAGGACACCUAAACACGACGAACUCCUCUCGAAAUACGAAGUGACCGAUUGCAGGAUCGCUGAUAACGCUGAUCCCUUAGGGAGAAUGUACAACGCCAAGGGAUGCUUGCCUACGCAACGAGUGUUGACCGGUAACUCGCGAAGAAGGCUCCAAGAAACGGAGGAUUAUUCGCGGAGAACCAGGGACGGAUGUUGCAGAGUGUGCGCGUCGUGUUCCAAGGAUCAGUCGGAUAUCGAGAGCACGUCGAGCGAAAUCGUGCAUCUCAGGGACAAAUUGAAAUAUCCCGGAAGUCCCAGGGCGAGAUUUCUGGAGCUGCUACGGGAGAGGCGGCGAAUCGUAGAGUGCAGCCGUGGCACGAGUGCCUCUUGAACGCCUCCCGUUAGUCGUCCCUUUCAAUUGUAAAAUGUAUUUUUCUAUUGUAACGCGUCGACACGACCUCGACAGCGCCCUCUUUGUAAAUAAUAGAGUUCAGACAUUUUCUAACGUUUCUCACCG